Molecule: messenger RNA, 1632 nt
Organism: Tripterygium wilfordii
Lineage: Eukaryota; Viridiplantae; Streptophyta; Magnoliopsida; Celastrales; Celastraceae
Exons: 2
Coding region: 393-893 (166 amino acids)
Source: RefSeq, a predicted model, not a curated record
CCAGCCACAAACAAAACACUUCUAUCACACUCUAGGCCAUCUUUUCUCUCUUAUUCCACUCACCCACGGAUACACCACCGUCAUCUCCUUGCUUACCAUCGUCUUCCACGGUUCCUAUGGACCAAGUAACGUCUCUUCCAGCUAUUAAUUCCUUUUGCUGUGAACUCUCUGGAAAUAUGGGAAAGCGUAAAGUUGUUGCUCCACCUACCACGUCAUUUAAGAAGGGUGUUGAUAUUUACACUGAUGCUCCUCUCGAAAAGGAAACAAGCAUUGCUGAUAAUGUGUGUGCAUUGCCAGAACAUACAGAAGCAAUUCAGUAUCUCACCACGCACCCUUUUGAGUACCUUUUGGAUCCUGACCCCGAUGAUUAGUUGCGUGUAUAUACAAAGGCAAUGCGAGCUUUUUACUGCACACUUACUAAAGUUUCAGGAGAGGAACACGAGAGUAUGACUGAUGAUCCAAAGUCGUACUUUGUAACUAUUGAGCAACAUGUUAUUCAUUUUUCUACCAUGGACCUAUGUGAGCUAAUUAGGUUUCCUCAGGAAUUUGUCCCCAAUACUGGAUUUGAGCGGUCAACAGUUCCAUUCAUAGCUAAUAUUGUUAUGGCUCUUACCACUGAGACAUAUAAGGGCCAGUGUUUUGUGACACGUUCUCAACUUCCAAAAUCUAUGAGACUUGUUGACACGGUUGUCAAGAGGAAUUUGAUUCAUAAAGGACAUGAUCAGGAACGACAAGGUCCAUUCUUCGAUGUUUUAUAUGCUAUACUUAAGAAAGAGUGGUUUGGCAUCGGUGAGGUCUUUGUGGAACAAAUGCUUUUGGUUAAAAGCAGGUUGGAGAAUCAGUCAAAUCAGUCUCUUCUUUUCCCUCACCUUAUUACUCGGUCGUUGUUGUAGCAUGAUAUUACUUUGCGAGAGAAGCUGACUACUGAUUUCCCUAUGGAAAUUUUCUCUAUGAGCUCAUGGAAUCUGAGCCGCUCAUAUAUGGAUAGGAUUGCUUUGAGAGGUGCUUCAGGUUCUUCUCACUGGAGUUCUAGUGCCCCUACUCUGAUUGAGCGAUUUGAGACUUUGGGGACUAACUCCAUACUAUUGUUGAGGAGCAGGAAAGCUUACGUGCUUUUGUCAUGAAUGGAUUUGAAGAUGUACGAACAGAGUUGACACUGCUUAGAGCUAGCCAGGAGGCACUUAUGGUUUUCUUGGGGUGUCGACCACCCGAUGUUCCACCUCUACCGUGAUUACUCUCAGGUUGUGUUGUUCCCACUUUUGUGUUUUUCUUUGUUUUAUCUUUUACGCAUUGGGGAUACUGCGAUGUCUAAGUGUGGGGGGUGACUUUUGGAUUCGAGACAUGAUAUGUAUUAAUUGCUAUCUUCUUUCGAUGGGCAUGUAUCCGGAUCUCUUAAAUUAGUAGUAUCUGGUAGUGUGAAAAAAAUAUAUAUUGUGACGUUUGUGGGUAUCGUCCUAGUAAGCCCUCACGAGACUAUAACUCGUCCACUAGGGACACCUAGGGGUUUAAAGGCUUGUGGUAUACGCUAAAUACCAUCGUGAUUCCCUACGACAACGGGCUAUUAGGAUUAGGUAGAGUCUUUAUUUGAGAAUUUUGGAUUCCUAAACUCCUUCGCAAUGAUGAAAUUGAUUU